CUUUAGUAUUUAUUGUGAGGUCCAUAAUACACAAGAAGAACAAAGAAGAAGAGAAGUACUUCAUGAUCCCGUGAGAGAAUUUCACUGGUUAAAUCAGCAGCAUUUCACUGGUUAAAUCAGCAGCAUUCUCCUUAUCUUCAGGAACAAGGAAGCUAGUCAAGACUAAUUACAAAGCUUUCGUCUUUGGGCUGCAUUACUGCCACAAACGGGUUCUGUCCGCUUUUGGUAUCACUAAUAUUUCAAGUUUGAAUUGAUAUCGAACAUUAUUGCCUGUUGAACGAAUCGACAGAGUCAUUUUGUUAAUAAAUCAUUCUUCUCACUGAGGGGUGGGGUUUCUACGUUUUCACCCUUGAUCAUUUGAGGACGUUGUUCUUGGUCAUUUGGUUGCACGAGCCGGAGCAUUCGUAGUUGUUGUCACAAAAACAUUCCGAUCAUUCCUGGCGUUCCUUCCUCUCUACCUGCCCGACAGGUGUAGUCAGCUGGCGGAUCAGAAGAGACGCUUCUCACCGCAGACCUGCGUCGUCACCUAUGGAUGAAAGGCUGCGCAGAGCCUGUCCCUGCCUGGAAAAGUUAUGGCAGAGGAUUUUCGGUGACAAAAAGUCUUCACCUGCUGCGGGAGCAGCAGGGAGAACAGGGGCUGAUAAUGCCGCAUACAACGACGAUGUGGAGGCCCAGAGUCCGGUGUCAACACCACCGCAGGCGGAGGAAAAACUGUCCGAGAGUGGAGCCAUAUACACGGCCGUGUGGUCGUUUGAGGCCCGGCACCAGGAUGAGCUGUCCUUCCAGGAGGGGGACAUUUUUAGUGUAUUCGACCGCAACGGAGACUGGUGUACGGCCCAGAAGAUCGACAACAACGGACGGGUCCUGGACACUGGGAUCGUGCCGAUCUACUACCUGUCCAAAGCCGAGUCCCUCAGAACACAGCCAUGGUUUUUUGGGUUCAUGAGCCGCUUUGAGGCCCAGCGUCAACUGCUGGGAGCAGAGAAUGAAGACGGAUCCUUCCUGAUCAGACAGAGUGAAAAAGACAACUGUGGAUAUGUUCUUUCAGUGAGGUCGAGUAAUCUAGUGAAACAUUUUAAAAUCCUCCAAAGUGCCAGCGGUAAUUAUUACGUGGAGCCUUAUCGUCAGUUCAGCUCUCUGGUCGACCUGGUGGCGCACUACUGCAACAACACUCUCAUCAACACAGGACGACUCUCCAGCCACUGCAAGAGGAAAAAGCCCAACACCUCAGACUUGAACCAUUUCACAGUUGACCAGUGGGAGCUUCCAAAAGAGGAGUUCACCCUGCAGGAGGAGCUGGGCAGGGGCUACUUUGCCGAUGUCUACAAGGGGCGCUGGAAAAACCACAUCAGCGUGGCCAUCAAGAUCCUUAAAAAUGACUCGGAAUUGGACCAUAGUGAGUUCCACAGAGAAGUGCAGAUCCUAAAGAACCUCCGGCACCGUCACCUCAUCAAGCUGUAUGCUGUGUGCACGAAUUCUGUGCCUUACUACAUCGUCACUGAGCUGAUGGAGAAGGGCAGCCUGCUGGAGUUCCUCAGAGGUACAGAGGGCCAACAAUUGGACACAGCAUCACUCGUCGACAUGGCUGCCCAGGUGGCUGAUGGGAUGUCGUACCUGGAAGAGCAGAAAAGCAUCCACAGAGACCUGGCAGCUCGAAACGUGCUGGUGAGCGGUGACUACAUCUGUAAAGUUGCCGAUUUUGGACUGGCCAGAGUGAUCAAGGACCCAUUUUACAUCUCUGCAGCUCAAAAUAUUCCUUACAAGUGGACGUCACCAGAGGCCAUCAGCCACGGAAUGUACUCCAUCAUGUCUGACGUCUGGUCUUUUGGCAUCCUGCUCUUUGAGAUCAUCACCUACGGAGGCAUUCCUUACCCAGCCCUCAGCAACAUGGAGGUUUGGGAGCAGGUGGAGCAGGGAUACAGGAUGCCAGCGCCGGCAUCUUGCCCCGAAAAACUUUAUCAAAUAAUGCUGCAGUGUUGGAGCGCCAACCCGGACGACAGACCACAUUUCAAAACCCUCAAAGUCAAGCUGGACAGCGAGAUGGCGUGAGAGCGACUCCUUCUGACUUCUUAGUUACUGCUGACCGCCACAAAGGGGCAGUAGAGGGUCUGAUACUGUGCCACAUGUCAUUCUCUACCAAGGACUUGCUUCAAACAUAAAAACCAAAGACAAACUUGGUACAGAUCGAUGGUUUUACCUUUGACAUGAAUUCAGUUAUUUUUCCACAAUGACUUUGUUUUCAUUCGAAGAUUAUUUUACCCAAAACUGAGAUUAUUAAAUAAAUACAUUAUAAAACA
Cynoglossus semilaevis (tongue sole) is the source of this 2297-nucleotide messenger RNA. RefSeq names its product protein-tyrosine kinase 6-like. The record is from RefSeq and is a predicted model, not a curated record. The transcript has 8 exons. Gene Ontology annotation, biological process: protein phosphorylation. Lineage: Eukaryota; Metazoa; Chordata; Actinopteri; Pleuronectiformes; Cynoglossidae. Bases 529 to 2049 code for a protein of 506 amino acids. Gene Ontology annotation, molecular function: protein tyrosine kinase activity; protein binding; ATP binding.